AUGGACCCUGGCACUCCGCCUCCAGUGGCUCCCUCUUUCCCUCGGCCCCCUCCUAUGCCACAGCCCCAGGCUCGAGCCCGGCUGAAUGCCACCACCUCACUGGAGCAGGAGAUUCGAGAGGAACCCAACACUGGGCCUGGACCCCACCCCACAGGCCGUGCAGCCACUGCUCCAGCCAUGGCCCAGCACACCCAAGGCCAGGAAGGCACUGCCCCAACGCUCCCAUUUGAAGAGGUGCUGGAGAAAGCCAAGGCUGGGGACCCCAGGGCCCAGACAGAGGUGGCCAGACACUACCUGCGGCUGGCCAGUGAGGGAGACGAGGAACUCAACAACUGCACGGCUGUGGGCUGGCUGCUUCUGGCUGCCAAGCAGGGCCGCCGCGAGGCCGUUCGGCUGCUGCGCCGCUGCCUGGCGGACAGGAGAGGCAUCACCUCUGAGAACGAGCAGCAAGUGCAGGAGCUGAGCUCGGAGACGGAGCUGGAGCGUGCGGUGCGCAAGGCCGCCCUGGUCAUGUACUGGAGGCUCAACCCCAAGAAGGAGAAACAGGUGGCCGUGUCGGAGCUGCUGGAGAACGUGGGCCAGGUGGAUGGGCAUGAUGGCAGUGCACAGCCAGGCCCCGUCCCCAAGUCCCUGCAGAAGCAGAGGCGGAUGCUGGAGCGCCUGGUCAGUUGUGAGUCCAAAAGCUACAUAGCGCUUGAUGACUUUGUGGAGAUCACCAAGAAGUACGCCAAGGGCAUCAUCCCCAGUGGCCUGAAUCUGCAGAGUGAAGAUGGAGAUGAAGACGAUGAGCUGGCUGGACGAAGCCCUGAGGACCUGCCACUGCGCCUGAAGGUGGUCAAGUACCCUCUGCACGCCAUCAUGGACAUCAAGGAGCACCUCAUCGACAUGGCCUCCAAGGCGGGCAUGCAGUGGCUGUCCACCAUCGUGCCCACCCACCACCUCAACGCCCUCCUAUUCUUCUUCAUCAUCAGCAACCUGACCAUCGACUUCUUCGCCUUCUGCAUCCCCCUGGUGGUCUUCUACCUGUCCUUCUUCUCCAUGGUCAUCUGCACCCUCAAGGUGUUCCAGGACAGCAGGGCCUGGGAGAGCUUCCGCACACUCACUGACCUGCUGCUGCGCUUUGAGCCCGGCCUGGAUGUGGAGCAGGCCGAGGGCAACUUCGGCUGGAACCACCUGGAGCCCUACGUCCACUUCCUCCUGUCCGUCUUCUUUGUCAUCUUCUCCUUCCCUGUUGCCAGCAGGGACUGGGUGCCCUGCUCCGAGCUGGCCCUGGUGGCCAUCUUCUUCACUGUGACCAGCUACGCCAGCCUGGGUACCUCAGCAGAGCCCUACACUCGCCGGGCACUGGCCACCGAGGUGGCGGCCGGCCUGCUGUCGCUGCUGCCCGCGCUGCCUGUUGACUGGCCGCCACUGCAGCUGCUGGGCCAGACGCUGGUGCGCAUGCCACUGGGCCAGCUGGUGGUGCUCAACGUCAGCGUACCCUGCCUGUUCUACCUGCACCUGCUCUACUGCUUCUUCCGCAUGGCGCAGCUGCGGCACUUCAAGGGCACCUACUGCUACCUGGUGCCCUACCUGGUCUGCUUCAUGUGGUGCGAGCUGGCCGUGGUGCUCCUGCUGCAGUCCACGGGGCUGGGGCUCGUGCGUGCCUCCAUCGGCUACCUGCUCUUCCUCUUUGCCCUCCCGGUGCUGGCCGUGGGGCUGGUGUUGGUGGGCCUGGUGCAGCUGACGCGGUGCCUGCUGUCCCUGGAGCUGACCAAAGUGGUGGUGGCGCUGGUGGCCUGUGGGCUCCCGCUGCUGCUGCUGCGCUGGGGUGCCGGGGCCCGCGCCUCUGUGGCCAGCGCACUGCGCUCACUGACACGCAGCUCCGUGGUCAAGCUCAUCCUGGUCUGGGUCUCAGCCGUGGUGCUGUUCUGCUGGUUCUACGUGUACCGCUCAGAGGGCAUGAAGGUGUAUAACUCCACGCUGACCUGGCCACAGUACAGCGCCCUCUGCGGGCCACGGGCCUGGCGGGAGACCAACAUGGCGCGCACGCAGAUCCUCUGCAGCCACCUGGAGGGCCACCGCGUCACCUGGACCGGCCGCUUCAAGUACGUGCGGGUGACCGAGAUCGACAACAGCGCGGAGGCGGCCAUCAACAUGCUGCCCUUUGCAGUGGGCGACUGGCUGCGCUGCCUGUAUGGCGAGGCCUACCCGCCCUGCGACGCGGGGGGCGCGCCCACCGCCCAGCAGGAGCUGUGCCGCCUCAAGAUGCUGGCCAAGCACCCGUGCCACAUCAAGCGCUUCGACCGCUACAAGUUCGAGUUGACGGUGGGCAUGCUGCUGGGUGGCCCCGAGGGCACACGGGCAGAGGAGGACGACGUUACCAAGGACAUUGUGCUGCGUGCCAGCAGUGAGUUCCGCACGGUGCUGCUGGGCCUGCGCCAGGGCAGCCUCGUGGAGUUCAGCACCGUGCUCGAGGGCCGGCUGGGCAGCAAGUGGCCAGUCUUCGAGCUCAAGGCCAUCAGCUGCCUCAACUGUCUGGCGCAGCCCUCCCCGGCCCCUCGGCACGUGAAGCUGGAGCAGGACUGGCGCAGUACGGCUCACGGAGCACUCAAGUUCGCCUUCGACUUCUUCUUCUUCCCCUUCCUGUCAGCUGCGUGA
This is a messenger RNA of Elephantulus edwardii (Cape elephant shrew), 2640 nucleotides long. RefSeq names its product Wolfram syndrome 1 (wolframin) (gene WFS1). Bases 1 to 2640 code for a protein of 879 amino acids. Gene Ontology annotation, cellular component: endoplasmic reticulum membrane; endoplasmic reticulum. The record is from RefSeq and is a predicted model, not a curated record. Gene Ontology annotation, biological process: endoplasmic reticulum unfolded protein response; calcium ion homeostasis. The transcript has 7 exons. Lineage: Eukaryota; Metazoa; Chordata; Mammalia; Macroscelidea; Macroscelididae. Gene Ontology annotation, molecular function: protein binding.